CAUCAAAAUGGGUGGUGUUCGAUUUCUGGAUUUGUUGUCUAAAACCCCUCGAAAACCUAUUUCUACUUCCCUUUGCACACGAUCAGCAGCCGAUUACUCACAGAAAUCCAUCACCCGUUCAUCCUCAUUUGGAUUUUCAUCAACUCCACAUAUCAUCUAUAGAUCGAUCCAUGCGGAUUUAACUCCAAAAGAUUCGUCUUUUCAACACUAUGAGAAGAACCCCGAAGUACCCAAACUCCAGCAAGACGCUGCCAUGAUUUGCGCACUCCUCUCCAGCCGCCCUGGUUCUAACGCCGAUGAAUUGCUCGAAAAUGCUUCGAUUGAAGUGUCCCCUUCACUUGUGGCGGAGGUUUUGAAGAGGCUGAGCAAUGCGGGUGUCAUUGCACUGUCAUUUUUUACAUGGGCAGAGAAGCAAAAAGGAUUUAAAUACGAUACAGAAAGCUACAAUGCUUUGAUUGAAGCUUUGGGUAAGAUCAAGCAGUUCAAAUUAUUAUGGAGUUUGGUGAAUGACAUGAAGAGUAGAAAACUGUUGAACAAAGAUACUUUUGCAUUGAUUUCACGGCGGUACGCACGAGCCCGGAAGGUUGAAGAGGCUAUAGCAGCUUUUGAGCGCAUGGAGGAGUUCGGUUUCAAGCUUGAAGCAUCGGAUUUCAAUAGAUUGAUUGAUGUUCUGUGUAAGUCUAGACAAGUUGAGAAAGCAAACAAAGUGUUCGAUAAAAUGAAAAAGAGAAGGUUUGUUCCCGAUAUUAAGUCUUAUACUAUUUUGUUGGAAGGUUGGGGCAAAGAACACAACUUGUUGAAGUUAGACGAGGUUUACCGAGAGAUGAAAGGUGAAGGGUUCGAGCCAGAUGUUGUAACUUAUGGUAUUUUGAUCAGUGCUUAUUGCAAGGCUAAGAAGUAUAAUGCUGCCAUUGAGUUGUUUCAUGAGAUGGCGGUGAAAAAUUGUAAGCCAACCCCCCAUGUUUAUUGUACUUUGAUUAACGGUUUAGGUUCAGAGAAGAGGUUAAGUGAAGCUCUCGAGUUUUUUGAACGUUUCAAGAGCUGUGGUUUUACACCGGAUACACCUACAUACAAUUCGAUCGUAGGAGCUUAUUGUUAUUCGAUGCGAAUAGAUGAUGCAUUUCGAGUGAUAGAUGAAAUGAGAACAAAUUUGGUAGGUCCGAAUUCAAGAACUUAUGAUAUAAUUCUUCAUCACUUAAUAAGGGCUGGGAGGACGAAGGAAGCUUACUCGGUAUUCCAGAAAAUGUCGAGUGAGCCAACCGUGAGUACUUAUGAAAUUAUAGUAAGGAUGUUUUGCAACGAGAAUAAAGUGAAUAUAGCAAUGCAGGUUUGGGAUCAGAUGAAGGCUAAGGGAGUGCUUCCAGGGAUGCAUAUGUUCUCGGAUUUGAUCACUGGCUUGUGUCACGAGAAAAAGUUAGAUGAUGCUUGCAAGUAUUUUAAUGAAAUGCUUGAUGCAGGUAUUCGACCUCCAGCCAAGAUGUUUAGCUAUCUGAAACAGGCACUACUUGAUGAGGGGAAGAAGGAUACCGCUAUAAAUUUGGCUCGGAAAAUUGAUAAGCUGAAGGGAACUCCAUUAGUUGUUGGAGGCCAGAAGUGAGGGAAUUUUGGAUGUAAUGCUGGUUCCCUUCUGGAUGCUAUGAGCUCCCGCCAUUGUAAUCGAACGUCGGCUGUAUGCUCGGUGUUGCCAUUUGCAUGUUGCAAGUUCUGAAACUUCAACACCGUGCUGUAAGUUUUCUUUGAUAUAG
This is a messenger RNA of Hibiscus syriacus, 1745 nucleotides long. RefSeq names its product pentatricopeptide repeat-containing protein At1g71060, mitochondrial-like. The transcript has 2 exons. The record is from RefSeq and is a predicted model, not a curated record. NCBI's taxonomy places the organism in Eukaryota, Viridiplantae, Streptophyta, Magnoliopsida, Malvales, Malvaceae. Bases 8 to 1597 code for a protein of 529 amino acids. Gene Ontology annotation, molecular function: protein binding.